AUGCUCCAGAAGCGCAAUGACAUCAACAAGACAAUAGGCGACAUAAGGACUGAAGUCAAACAAUCCCAGUAUGACCACUUGAAGUUGUCCACCACUGUGUCGUCUCUGGAGGUGUUCAGAAUGAAUGUUACCAGAAAUAAAUGCGACUUGUCUAAGAGAGUCGCUUUUACUGCUGGAGUGUUGUCUGAUAGCACCUCAUGGAACAGUGGGACUUUAGUGUAUAAUAAAGUUUUUAAUAACGUGGGAGGGGGAUAUAAUCCCACCAACGGAAUCUUCACCGCACCAGUAGAGGGAGAGUAUGUAUUCUAUGUCAGUAUUCAAAGCUACAAUGCUAACAAUAUAUAUGUCGACAUUGUAUUAAACGGAACUAGCAAGGUUCGAGCAAUGGCUAAUUCUUAUAACACUAAUGAUCGUUGGGAGACGGGUACAAACCUGGUAACAUUACGGCUACAAGAUGGAGACAUGGUAUGGGUAAGACAUCACAGUGGUACAGGUUAUCACACGCACAGCGACAUUCCUAUUACAACGUUUUCUGGAUUCCUUAUUUAA
Saccostrea echinata is the source of this 549-nucleotide messenger RNA. RefSeq names its product cerebellin-3-like. NCBI's taxonomy places the organism in Eukaryota, Metazoa, Mollusca, Bivalvia, Ostreida, Ostreidae. Bases 1 to 549 code for a protein of 182 amino acids. The transcript is spliced from 3 exons. The record is from RefSeq and is a predicted model, not a curated record. Gene Ontology annotation, molecular function: protein binding.